AUGUCUCUAGGGCGCACCUUCAAGCUCAAUUCGGGUUAUGACAUUCCCGCAGUCGGCUUGGGUACAUGGCUCUCCAAAACAAACGAAGUUGAGAAAGCCGUUGAGACUGCCCUCCGCGUGGGCUAUCGCCAUAUCGAUGCCGCUGCUUGCUAUCAAAACGAGGCCGAGGUCGGCAACGGUUGGAAGAAGUCUGGUGUGCCACGAGAGCAGAUCUUUAUAACCAGCAAACUGUGGAACACUCAUCAUCAUCCCGAUCAUAUUGAUGAAGCACUUGACAAGACGCUGAAGGACCUUCAGACCGACUAUCUUGACCUAUACCUAAUCCACUGGCCCGUUGCGUUCGAGCAUACGAACGAGACUCUUACACCCAUUGAUCCUGUAACCAAACGAUUUCGUCUAGCAAAUGUCCCAAUAGCCGAUACAUGGAAAGUCUUAGAGAAACUCGUGGAUGCGGGCAAGAUCAGAAGCAUUGGCGUCAGCAACUUCACCUCCGAUAAGCUUGAUGAUCUUCUCAAAGUCGCCAGGAUUCCGCCUGCUGUGAACCAGAUUGAAGCCCACCCGUACCUCCAGCAACCUGAGCUUACACAGUACUCGAAGGAUAAGAACAUCCUGACUGUCGCCUACAGUCCAUUGGGGAACAACAUUUACGGUGUCGCUCGUGUUGUCGAUGAUCCUCUCGUCAUCGAUAUCGCCAACAAGCUCGGCAAAGACCCUGCAGCGGUGCUGAUCUCCUGGGCCGUGCAGCGCGGUACGGUUGUCUUGCCAAAGAGCGUCACUCCCGCUCGAAUUGAAAGCAACUUCCAAGAUUUUAUCAUUCCCGAUGCCGAAUUCGAAGCCCUAAACAGUCUCGACAGGAAUCAGCGGUACAAUUAUCCCUUCCGCUGGGGUGUCGAUGUGUUUGGAGAGCUGGGAUCUGAAGAAGCAGAGCGCAGGGCAGAGGAGGAUGCUGCGAAGAAGCGUGAGGCUGCCUAA
Molecule: messenger RNA, 972 nt
Organism: Aspergillus calidoustus
Lineage: Eukaryota; Fungi; Ascomycota; Eurotiomycetes; Eurotiales; Aspergillaceae
Source: the annotation of a GenBank genome assembly